Aphis gossypii (cotton aphid) is the source of this 1760-nucleotide messenger RNA. RefSeq names its product CDP-diacylglycerol--glycerol-3-phosphate 3-phosphatidyltransferase, mitochondrial (gene PGS1). The transcript has 7 exons. Bases 309 to 1688 code for a protein of 459 amino acids. Lineage: Eukaryota; Metazoa; Arthropoda; Insecta; Hemiptera; Aphididae. Gene Ontology annotation, cellular component: mitochondrion. Gene Ontology annotation, molecular function: CDP-diacylglycerol-glycerol-3-phosphate 3-phosphatidyltransferase activity. The record is from RefSeq and is a predicted model, not a curated record. Gene Ontology annotation, biological process: cardiolipin biosynthetic process.
CCGUAAUCCGUAUUCCAUGGUCGUUACUUCUAUACUAAUUUGCUUUAUCUUAUAAGUCCUAACUUCUAACUUAUAGUCUACUCGUCUAGUCGUCCCUCAUCAAACUGAUGGCCAUCAACCUAUGUAGUUAGUAGUUACCCAUUCACUUUUAUUUCGUAGAUAUUUUUUUAGUCUCCCCUCGUCAUUAGUUUUGGUUAUUUAACAGCUAUAUUAACUAUUCGCCCUUGUCCCUGCGAAAUUCGAUUGUGGUGAUCAAUAUUUGGUGAACCAAUUCCCAAAUCAGUUAGAAUUUUAGUACCAAUAUAAAAAUGACUACUAACUGUAGCAACAACUGUAAUCUUUCCGAUUUCAAAUGGCUACAAAAGUUUGGACCAUCAUACUCGGUUAAAGCAGAAAACAUCACAGCGUUAAAAAGUCCCUCGGAGUUCUAUCGUACACUUUUAGACCGAUGUCGUACAGCAAAACGUCGCAUUGUAAUAGCUUCUUUAUACUUGGGCAUUGGGGAUCUAGAGCGAGAUCUUGUAAACACCAUAAAAGUUGCUAUGGAAAACAGACGAGAAUUGAGUGUGAGGGUUUUGUUGGAUGCUAAUCGUGGGUCUAGAGGUAAAGUAAGUUCACGUACCAUGUUGAUGCCCAUAAUGAAUCCAUCAUUCGAUUGUCGUGUAUUUUUAUAUCAUACCCCGAAAUUGAGAGGUCUUCUCCGGUUGCUGUUGCCUGAAAGAUAUAACGAAUUAAUAGGAAUACAGCACAUGAAACUGUAUAUGUUUGAUGACUCUAUAAUUAUUAGCGGUGCAAAUUUAAGUCAAGACUAUUUUACUAAUCGACAAGACAGAUAUAUUAUCAUUGAAGACUGCAAGUUGUUAGUAGAUUUUUAUAUAGGAUUAGUUGAAUUAUUAGGCCGUAUGUCAUUUCAACUGACAAAUAAAAACACUUUAACAUUGGAUCCUACUUGGGAACAUCAUCCAUACAAGAGUCCUUAUAAAACUUAUGCUUCAGAAGCUAGAAAACAGUUAAUAGAAUACUAUAAUACACACAUUAUAAAAUAUCCAACUUCUGAAAAUGUUACGGACACAAUAGUUUAUCCUUUAAUUGAAUUUCCUCCAUUUGACAUACAUCAUGAUAGUCAAACAACUAAUCUUCUUAUGUGUAAUGCUGAACCUGGAUCUACAAUGCACAUGGCCACUGGAUACUUUAACAUACCAGAUAUUUACAUUGAUACUAUGUUUCAAAAAUCAUUGGCUAACUUUAAAAUAUUGUUUUCCCAUCCAAUGGCUAAUUCAUUUCAACAAGCUAAAGGACCUGCUGGAUUUAUACCUACUGCCUACAGUUAUCUCACAAAUACUUUCCAUAGUAAAAUUGAACAACUCAAACUUCAUGAACGGAUCACUUGUUUUGAAUACCAAAGAACUGGAUGGACAUUUCAUUCUAAAGGUUUGUGGUACACUCCAAACAAGUCUGAAUUGCCUGUACUAACAGCUGUUGGCUCUUCAAAUUACGGAGCUAGAUCAUUAAAUUGUGAUUUAGAAUCACAAUUGAUAAUUGUAACAAAUAAUCAAAAAUUGCAACAAAACUUUGAUACAGAGAAAUGUGAUAUUUUUAAAUCAACAUCAUUAUAUAUUCCGGAUGGUGCAUUUAAAGCACCUCUUUGGGUACGAUUCGUUUUAAGAAUGUUUAGAAAUUACUUUUAACCUUUAUUUUUUUUUUUUUUUUUGUAAUCAAAUUCAUAUGAACAAAUAUAUUAUAUUAUUUUAAGUAUAAAA